This is a messenger RNA of Stomoxys calcitrans (stable fly), 1170 nucleotides long. RefSeq names its product CAAX prenyl protease 2 (gene Sras). The record is from RefSeq and is a predicted model, not a curated record. Lineage: Eukaryota; Metazoa; Arthropoda; Insecta; Diptera; Muscidae. The coding region runs from base 147 to 1043 and encodes 298 amino acids. Gene Ontology annotation, biological process: CAAX-box protein processing. Gene Ontology annotation, cellular component: endoplasmic reticulum membrane. Gene Ontology annotation, molecular function: metalloendopeptidase activity. The transcript has 3 exons.
GUGAACAGCUGUUAACCAUAUUGCUUUUUUUUUGGAAACUUGUAUAUUUGGGUUUUUUCGUCCCCACAAUGCUGAUACAUUUUAAGUAAAUUAAAGUUUAUAAGUAAGAUAUUAUCGAUUAAGCUUUUAUAAAACUGACGCACACAAUGAAUGAAACGAACGAAACAGGCAUGGAGCCCAACUACAUAUUUGACGAUGUACCUCAAGUCUCACCGCUGAUUACCGUUAGUUGCUGCCUGGCUAUGUCCAUUCUCUAUUUGUCCAGCUUAUACAUUUGGAACAACAAGCAUAACAGAGAUCACCCGGCGACAGUAAAGCGAAGGUUCCUCAGCGUUACGGUUGUUAUGCUGAUAACCCCAGUAUUUGUGUAUACAUUUUCAUCACAAGAGCUCUUAGAUAAGGUACCUUUCUGUAAUCUGUUAGGACUCCGGUGGCAAGGGCUCCUUUUGGCCAUUGUAAUUCCAUAUCUUCUGACAGUGUUAUUAUUUCUGGGCCCAUUAUGUGUAGAACUGCAGAAUGACUCCAUAAAGUUGUUUAUGGAUAUCGAUUUUUGGAAAAGUUCAUUUAGAAAUAUAUUGUGGAUACGCAACCACAUAAUGGCACCACUAAGUGAAGAAUUCGUAUUUCGUGCUUGUAUGAUGCCCUUGAUACUUCAGAGUUUUCGCCCUAUAACAGCUGUGUUCAUUACUCCAUUGUUUUUUGGAGUAGCUCAUGUGCAUCAUAUUGUGGAGAGACUGAGUAUGGGGAUGGAAUUCAAAACAGCUCUUUUAAUAUCAAUAUCGCAAAUGACAUUUACAACACUAUUUGGCUUCUAUUCUGCCUACCUUUUUGCACGCACAGGCCAUUUUGUGGCCCCAGUUUUGGUACAUGCAUUCUGCAAUCUCAUGGGACUGCCAGAUGUUCAAGAGUUGUGGCAACAACAAUUGUGGAAGCGUAUACUCCUAAUAAUAUGUUACAUCUUAGGUUUUGUGGCUUGGGUAUUUGUGCUGCCCCUCGCAACCCAGCCUUCUUUAUAUCAGAAUAAUAUAUUUUGGCCUUAUUAGGCUAUGCGCGCGGACUCACGUCAUGGUUUUCAUUACCAUUUAGGCAUAAGUUCAAAAUGUAACUUAGUUUCCUAUAAUUAUUCGUUUAUUUGUAAAAAUAAUAGUCUCACAAGUUUGUAUGAAAAUA